Molecule: messenger RNA, 912 nt
Organism: Lathyrus oleraceus (garden pea)
Lineage: Eukaryota; Viridiplantae; Streptophyta; Magnoliopsida; Fabales; Fabaceae
Exons: 1
Coding region: 1-912 (303 amino acids)
Source: RefSeq, a predicted model, not a curated record
AUGCAGAAUUAUAAUGUAGCUACUCCAAUGGUCAUCCCUACUACUGCCCAGGAUUCUGAGGCUAUCCUGAUGUGUCGUGCGCUGGCCGAAAAGCUAAGAAUCUUGGAAGGAUAUAACUCAACCCGAUUGAAUGCCUUGGAGAUGUGUCUGGUCCCAGACGUGGUGCUUCCUCCAAAAUUCAAAACGCCAGAAUUUGAAAAAUACAAAGGCCUCACAUGUCCUAACAUACAUUUGAAAAUGUAUUGCAGAAAAAUGGAUGCAUAUGCCAGAGAUGAUAAGCUCAUGAUCCAUUGCUUUCAGGAUAGUCUAACUAGGGCAUCUUUAGAUUGGUACAUGCAGUUGGAGUGUAACAACAUCCACACUUGGGAUGAGUUGGCUGAAGCAUUUGCAAAGCAAUACAAAUAUAAUACUGACAUGGCACCAGACCGUACUCAGCUUCAGAGUAUGGCCCAGAAAGACAAUGAGUCUUUUAAAGAAUAUGCACAACGUUGGAGAGAAUUGGUUGCAAUGGUGCAUCCACCGCUGGUUGAUCGUGAGUUGAUUGACAUUUUCAUAGGAACCUUGCAGGGCCAAUAUUAUGAAAGAUUGAUCAGUAGUGUGUCCAUAGGAUUUUCUGACAUGGUGAUCGUGGGAGAAAGAGUAGAAGAAGGACUGAAGAGUGGUAAAAUCCAGGGAGGUUCCAACAACCAACAAAUCUUGAAGAAGCCUUUCAAUGGAUUCAAGAGGAUGGAGGGUGAGACUAGUGCCAUUUCUUCUCAAAGGGGGAGGGUACCACCCAGAGCUCCUGCUUAUGUGCCUUAUUAUCAAUACCCUUACAUAGCAGCUGCUCAAUAUCCAACAAUGCCUUAUCGUCCAAUUGCUCAUGUUCUUAUUCCAGCUCCGGUACCUCACUAUCAAGUUCCAGUUCCUUAA